AGUGUUUUAUCAGUUAAUGAAGUUUCAAUUCUCCUCUGUUUUGAGUUGAGUUUGUUGAGAGUCGAUUCUCUCAAUUUAUCUCUGUAUCUUAGGUAUCAAGAUGGACCCCAGUAAGAUUGAUGCUAUUGUCAACUGGCCUACACCAACAUUGAUGCAUGAUGUUCGAAGCUUCCAUGGCCUGACAUCUUUUUACCGGAGAUUCAUCAAGAAUUUUAGUUCUAUUGUUGCCCCAAUCACUGACAGCCUUAAGGUGUUAAGUCAAGAAGGUCGACCCAUUGCCUUCUUCAGUGAAAAGUUGAAUGACACAAGGCUUAGAUAUUCCACCUAUGACAAGGAAUUCUAUGCAAUUGUUCGAGCCUUGGAGCAUUGGAGUCAUUAUCUUCUUUCCAAAGAAUUCAUCUUGCACUCUGACCAUGAGGCAUUGAAGCACCUGAAUUCUCAACAGAAGAUCAGUCGUCGACAUGCUACUUGGACAACAUUUAGCAAGCCACUUCUAAUCAAGCCUUUCAGCAAUAUCAUCGCCAGCAAGAUUACCUCUUCAAGGGUAACCGACUAUGUGUUCCACGUUGCUCACUCCGAGAUUCAAUUAUCUGGGAAGCACAUAAUGAAUGUCAUUCGUCACAUUCAAAGAUGCAAAGUUUGUCACCAAGCCAAGACAAUCAAUCAGAACACAGGGUUGUAUCUGCCAUUGCCUAUCCCAACAUCACCUUGGGAAGAUGUUAGUAUGGAUUUUGUCCUUGGUCUACCACGAACUCAACGAAGCAAGGAUUCUAUCAUGGUCGUGGUUGACAGAUUUUCUAAAAUGGCUCACUUUAUUGCUUGUCAGAAAACUAAUGAUGCUUCUCUCAUUGUUGAGUUAUAUUUUAGAGAGAUUGUGCGUCUACAUGGAGUUCCAAAGACCAUCACUUCAGAUAGAGAUGUGAAGUUCAUGAGUCAUUUUUGGAGGACUUUAUGGAGAAAGAUGGGCACUCAACUCCAGUUUAGUUCUGCUAGCCAUCCCCAAACCGAUGGGCAAACUGAAGCUAUCAAUAAGAUUUUGGGGAAUCUAUUACGAAGUUUUGUGGGAAAAAAUUUGCGACAAUGGGAUCUUGUGCUUGCCCAAGUUGAGUUUGCCUACAACAACUGUUCGAAUCAAGCUACGGGAAAAUGCCCAUUUGAAGUUGUAUAUGGAGUGCGUCCUCUCAGUCCUUUAGAUCUUGCUCCAUUGCCCACAUCUCGACAAUUUAGUGCAGAUGCUGAACAACGAGCUAAGGAGAUCAAGAAACUUCAUGAAGAAGUUCGUGAGAAGCUACAACGUCAAACCAUUAG
Messenger RNA from Rubroshorea leprosula, 1308 nucleotides. Lineage: Eukaryota; Viridiplantae; Streptophyta; Magnoliopsida; Malvales; Dipterocarpaceae. The record is from the annotation of a GenBank genome assembly.